Molecule: messenger RNA, 5213 nt
Organism: Cydia strobilella
Lineage: Eukaryota; Metazoa; Arthropoda; Insecta; Lepidoptera; Tortricidae
Gene: Nf-YA
Product: nuclear transcription factor Y subunit alpha
Exons: 9
Coding region: 193-1089 (298 amino acids)
Biological process (GO): regulation of transcription by RNA polymerase II
Cellular component (GO): CCAAT-binding factor complex
Molecular function (GO): DNA-binding transcription factor activity, RNA polymerase II-specific
Source: RefSeq, a predicted model, not a curated record
CUGAAUAUCACUUUGGAAAUGGACAUGCUUUACUGGAAUUAUCGGAAAAGUUUCAUCUUACACGGGAAAAUGUGUUACAUGUUUGAAGAAAUAACUUGAAAUCGGCCAUUUUGAUUGCGUUGCCUUCGCUCAUAGUUCUAGCGAGUGACGUGAACAUCUUAUGACAAAGUACUUUUCCUAUUCCACUGAGCCAUGGAGCAUGCUCAGAUCCAGAGCUCGGACGGUACGCAGGUGAUGACUAUCAACGGGCAGCAGCUGCAGGUGCUGCAGAUGAACAAUGCCGGCCCGCACAUGAUCCAGGGGCCCAAUGGGCAGCAGAUUGUGGUCCACGCUAUACCAACCACGGCACAAACUAUUCAGAUGACAACGCCCAAUGGACAGCAACUCCAGCAAUUACAAGUGUUGCCUCUGUCCAGUCUUCAAGGCACAAGUAAUAACAUGCAGCCAAUGCAGCUGGUGCAAACAGCAGACGGACAAACAUUCAUCUACCAGCCAACUGCCAGCGCUCCGCAGCCUUCCAUAGACCAGCACCAGAUCAUCCAUCAACCUGCUGUUAUCAACUUAAAUGGUAAUUUGGUGCAAGUAGCGAAUGUCGGCAACGCGGUGCAGCAGCAGCAAAUUGUCAACCAGCCCAAUAUUGUGAUGAUGGUAAACAACAACAACAACAACAGCAGCAGCACGGGAGCCAGCACGUCGUCGGCGCCGUCGGAGAGCUGCGCGUCGGACGAGGAGCCGCUGCUGUACGUGAACGCGCGCCAGUACAAGCGCAUCCUCAAGCGCCGCGCCGCGCGCGCCCGGCUGCACGAGCAGGGCAAGAUACCCAAGGAGAGGCCGAAAUAUCUACACGAGUCCAGGCACAGGCACGCAAUGAAUCGCAUACGCGGCGAGGGUGGCAGGUUCCACUCCGGCAGUAGGAAGUGUAGGAAUAUGGAGAUGGCGGAGCAGGGCUCGGAGGAGGAACAUAAGCCUCUGGAAGAUAUCAAACCGGAUACCGUGUCUAUCACCAUUAUUCAGGAUGAAGAGUCCCAAGAACGCCAGCGGAGUCACUGGCGGCGCCUCGCGCCACACCAACCCGUGCCUUCUGCGUAGCAGCCGACACACACACACACACACUGAGACUGAACUAGACCGAGCCGGUCGCUUACUUUAGUUACACGACGAACGUUUCAUGUUAGCGCACCAGGAGAACAUUUAUGGGGAAGACCGCUAUACCACCUAUUCAGUUGAUUGGUGAGUUAUGUUUUAUUACGGUUAACCUUUAGAACGCCCACGUCUAUCGUGUGCGACGCGUCAUCGUAAACCUUGUUGAAAUGCACGAAGGUUGUUAUUAGGCUGUAGCCACGUGCGUCAAUUGACGUUAGGAUUUACAUUUAUUUAUUUACAUUUACUCCAAGAGCACCUAAAUUGAUCACAAACAGUGCUCGCAGUGCCAAGAACGUUUAUAAGUGUUACGGCGUAUGUUGUCAAUGUAACCUACAUAUUUUCUCGUCAAGUUUAUAUUGGCCCACAUUUGCUCAUAAUGUUGGCGUGUGAGUGAGGACAUAAGGCAACACAAAUGGUUAAAGAUUUCGAAGAAGGUUAAAGAUAAAGGGCUAAGCUAGCCUAUUAGAAAACCACCGCGUAACUACACCAAUCGACUGAGAUACGUGAAAGGCGGUAAUUGUAGAUGGCGCUCUCGACGAUAGUUCCUUUUUAUGUAGGGACAGUCAAUUUUACAGAUGCCUUUCCCAUGGUUCGUGUAAAUGUUAAUUUAUUAGAAAUCAUACUGCUGCCAGGCUUUUUUUAUGUCAGCUACGUAAAUAAUAGGUAGUCAAACCAAAAUGUCAGUAAAUAAGAACAAAAAAAACUAUACAUCCUUUUCUUUUGGAUGCUAGUACUAGUGUAAGACAAAGAUAGUAUGAUUCUCUCUGUCUAUGUUUAAAAUGGGAAAGUCCUUCGACAAACUAUAUAACAUAAUAGACAAUAUAUAAUACCUAUAAAUUGAUGGGUAGAUAUGUGACCGCUUUUAAGAUAAGAGCAUCGAAGCGAGACAUAUAAUGAUAAUUAUGAUGCAUUUGCGUUUAGAGAGAUUAUAUGUGCGAUCUAGACUGAUUAAAAUCAUUUAUUUAGCAUCUUUAUUGUCAAAUUGUGACUCCUAUUAAUUUAAUUUGGGGUCGAUUUCAAGAUGACUCUAAAGAGUCUAAGGCAUAACUUCUAUAAGAAUGCAAUCAGAAAUUCACCCUUAUCGACAAUCUUUAGACUACUUUAGAGUAUUUAAGUAGCUGACAAAAUUAAUCAUGUUUUGUAAACUUAAGUACUGCGGAGCAAAGCUCCUUUUAGCAGUGAUAUACAUUUUAUGUUUUUGAAGACAUCGGGCCGUGUAAAGGCCUGACAUUGACAUUAAAUCUAAGUAUUGUUGAUUUUUAUUUACUGUUUAAAAAAUCCAUUAGUAUCAAUAGUUUAGGCAAUUAAAAUCGAAGUUUCUAGAUAUUAGCAUUAGAUAGAUUAAAAGCUUGGUGAUCUAAAUAAUUCUAAAAUUACUACAACACUGCCCAUAAAACAAUUAAAUGUGUAAUAGACGUGAAAUAAUAAUGAUAGCUCCAAAUUGGUUUACAAUAUUACCGCUUAGACUGUCUAUAUUAUUGGAUCUUAAUCCAUUAUAUGGGUGGAUCAACUAUUUCUUGUUAUUCUGUCCCGUCAGCCAAGUGACAAUAGUAAGAUAAUGUUAUAAAUACGUUAACUAUAAUAAGUAGAUGACCCAUUAUGGAAAUGGCUUAAAACCGCCAUAAAAAUGUAUGUUUGGUUAUUUUAAAUACAAUAAAACCAGGGUUUUAAGAGUGACCCAGGCAGUGUUGGCCGAAACGUUAAUGCAAUUAACCACUAACCAGUACAAGUUGAACCGUAAACUGUAACCGUCCGUUACGGUUUACGGUUCAAUUUGUACUGGUUAAUGGUUAAUUGCAAUUAACGUUCGGCCAACACUGGACCCAGGUGACAUUAACAAAAAGUUGAUUCACCCAUAUGCAACAUGCUUAUGAUUUCGCGUUUAAAGCGUUAACUACUAUACCAUAAUCAAUGUUAAACUAUGUAGUAAUGGCUAGAGUAGGUUGAUAAUUUUAAUAUUUUGACUAAUUCGUGGCAAGAUUAUGCCACAAUCAGCGUUUUAAACUAUCGUACAUGAGGCUUUUUUCGCAACACGUUUACGUUUCGUUGACGUUUGUUUUUAUUUUUAAAUAUUGCUGGCAAUUUACUGAUAUAUUACUUGAAAUUGUUAAAUUAUUGUUUUAAAAUUGAUUAUUAUUUAUGUUAUAUUUAAUAAACUUAAUGAUUUCUCAGCAAAGACUACAUCAAAUAUUGGUCAGCAGAUUUUGCGUUAGUUUGAUAUUUUUGCUGAUAAUGUUUUGUAAAAUAUGGGGAUCGGACUUAUAAUUAAAAAUAAUAUAUUAUUUUAGCCAACUACACAAUAAAACGAAUUUUCACUUUGCGCUUUUACCGAUUUUUAGUAGUAAUUGACAAUUAGCUCCAUGCAUGAAUUUAUUUUUAUUUUUCGAUUCAUAAUUUAUAUCGUUGGAACACCGGAAAUGAUAAAAAUACUUUUGUAAACCUUAACAUUAUUUUAUUAAAAAUAUUUAAAAUGUUGAAAAUUUUUGAGCGGUUGAAACGCUCAUAAUUUUUGGCGCGAAUUCGACAGAGCGUGAUGACGUCACACGUUGGGCGGCCCAACUAACGUUUGCUACUAAUGACACUAAUCUGUCGAACGCGUGACGUCACGUGGCGUUUCGAGCGUUUCGCUCACUAGCUUUUCGCGGGCAAAUUUUUGUACUUUUUAUUUAUAAUUUUAAGUAAUUAAAUGGUAAUUUAAAAACGGAAAUGCAUUAGUAACAUGAUAUAACGGUAACAAACAUCCGAAUAAAACGUAUUUCGUUCAAAUAUAAACUUCAUGCAUGAGGCUAAUUAUUAUAUAUUAUGUUGUAAUAAUAAAAGGCAAAUUCAAUUUGUGUAUUCAUAAAAGUUUCACAAGCUUUUGAUAAUCAUUUGCCUUAUCCAUCAUUUACAGAUUUGUCUGUUAGGGUGGUACUACACCUGUCCAAUUUCUUGGUCCAAUGUGUAUUGCGUCUCACAGUUUGCUUAAUGAGAGAGUGAGACGCAAUGACAUUGGACCAUUGGACAGGUGGAAUGCCAUCCUUAGAAAGGGACAGUUUAAUGAAUAAAGGGGUUUAAAAGUAACUGCCAGUCCGAUCCCCUACUUGGGCUAACCACGAGGUUCAAAUUUCACGCAAGCAAUCUUAUAUUGCUUGUUUUUUUGUUGAGCAUCACAAACAGUUUUAGAUAUAUGUACUUUAAAUAUAUAUUUCGAUGAAACAUUUUGUAAGCCGUACAUUUAGGAUACAGACGACGUAACGCCGUUUGGCGGUCACCAUAUUUUUAACUUCCAUUGUUUUUGUAUUUAUUAAUCCAGAUCUAGACUAUUGUAUUAGGGUAGAUCAACUUUUUGUUGUUAUUCUGUCCCGUCAGCCAGGCGACAAUAGUAACAUAGUUUGUUUGAAGAAACUACGUUCUAAAAGUGACCCAGGCGACCGGAACCUUACCAACGAGUGACAAGAAAAAGUUGAUUGAAGUAUGUACCUAUAAUAUGUACAUUUUGUGGCACGAUCCGCAUGAUUUGUCCAAUAGUUUUGCUGUAUCUUAAGUUAACAUAAACACAGGAAUAUUCACAAUGUUUGACAGAUACCCUACAAAAUGUAGUGCCAAUAUCACAAUUAACGGUAUCUUUGCAAUUUUUUGUACUUAUUUCGUUUAUAGCAAAUUAUAUCCAAAGAUAAUUUUUACAGACUUGUUGGUGUAACAUUAUUUUCGCCAUUGUAAAACUACUAUGUGCCUGAAAGCUGUCAAGUUUCUAUUUUUUCCUCUAUAUAUUCUGUUCGCACUCAUAAGGACCUGUUUCCACAUUGAUUUGUGUCAAUUGCGAGAUCAUACAUUUUAUUUACUAGUUGCAUUUAGUGGCAAAUAUAUGAACUUUCACAAAACACUAAUUAAUGUGUAAACAGGCCUUGAUAUAUUCUAUUUUUCGAACGGGAUAGAAGACGAAAUAAAGACGAUUCCUUUUCGGUUUUAUUGCAUAGUCAUUUGUAUGUAUGUAAAUAUGACUUUUUAUAUAUCUACAACUGAGUAUAAACGUAUUUUAGUGUUUUAUAUUGCAAUUAAACGAGUACAAAAUAUAAAAUGCACCAAAA